Cannabis sativa is the source of this 1055-nucleotide messenger RNA. Its product is annotated as protein FAR-RED-ELONGATED HYPOCOTYL 1-LIKE. Lineage: Eukaryota; Viridiplantae; Streptophyta; Magnoliopsida; Rosales; Cannabaceae. Bases 241 to 957 code for a protein of 238 amino acids. Gene Ontology annotation, biological process: response to red or far red light. The transcript has 3 exons. The record is from RefSeq and is a predicted model, not a curated record.
AGUGUAGACCACGACUCAAUCCAAACAAGGUGUCAAGUGGAACUACAAGUAUCUAUAACACAAAACUUUUCAAGGUGAGCUACACGCUCUGUAGAAACACGUGUAGAGAGAGAUAUUCUUGGGAUUUAGUCCAUUUUCUAGAGACAUUUAACUUUGGUGUGUUUGAGAGUCUUCUUGAUUCUCCUCUCCUCUGCAACCGAUCAAAUUUUUGGCUCUCAAAUUCUUGGUUUCUUGUUGCAAAUGGAGAAAAUUAAGGGAAGCCCAUCGGAGAUCGACAGCAUCCGUGUCAUUAGUGCUCUAAACACUCUCAAGAAGAGAAAAUUGCACGCAGAGCAAUUAGGCUUGCCUACAUCAAAGCAUAAAUGUUGGGAUCGAGAGGUUGCUUCUGAUGGACAGCUCUCCAUAUUCUUAGCCAAGGAAAAGGCAAAGAAACUAGGCAUGGAUGAUGAUAAGUCCUCUGAACCUCCCGAAUCGGUGAAAGACAGCAAUAGUUUCGGUGAAGAUUAUGACUGUGCAACAUCAGCAUACAAUGGAGUUAAUAAAAUGGAAGCAGCAGAAUAUGAAAAGGCAUCUGAUAUGCCUUCAUCUUCUUCUGUAAGUCAUGGCACUGAUCAUAUGUUGGAAAACAACAAGUCUCUUUGGAACAGUUUAAAGGCAGCGAAAGGCGUCACUUGGGAAGAAGAGAAACUCGUAUUCGGGCAUUAUUCUUCCGAACACAAAGAGAGAAUGCAAGCAUGUCUUAAUCUUGAAGAGCAGCUCUUAGAAUAUGGAGAUGAAAGCUUUGAGCAAUGUACUGAUAAGGAACUUGAAGAUAUUCUCUCUGCUGAAGGAUUAAACCCCAAUGUGUAUGUGCUUUCAUCUGGGAGAUGGACUGUAAAUCAAGAGACUGAACAAGCGAGUAGGAAACCAACAAUUGACCAAGAAUUUGAGGAGUAUUUUUCAACGCUUAUGUUGUAAGUAAAGGCGAAUUGAAUCUAAAUUUGAAUUGUACAUAUGAAAACUUAAAUAAAUUAGAACGAAUUUCUGAAUGAAGUUUCUGGCUGAAUCGCGGAUUA